CAAUCUGACCGUCAAAAAAGAAAUUGAAAUUCAAAAGCUAGAGAGGGAGGAAGAGCGAGACAAGGCUCUACUCGCUCCUCUUCUCCUCCCUUCUUCCCUGAGAAUUCCUGCGUUUUCCGCCCACGCGCUCCGCAUAUCGACACAAACGCAUAUUCAGGGGCGUAUAUCUGCGCUGCAGCGGAUCGAUUUCCAGUUGAUUGAGCUCGAUCCUUUGAGAUUUUGGAGACGGCAUUCGGAGGAUUUUCUCCGUUGAAUCUGAGCUGCGUGAUCGCAGUGUUUCGUUAUCGAUUUUGAAUUCCUGCAAUUUGUCCAACACUGCUUCGGAAUUGUAAAUUUUGUGAAGUUCUGUGGAGUUUGGUGCUCUUUUGGAGGGGGGGGGGGGNGAAUCGAUCUCGGUUUGUAAAUCGUUCUUGGUUUGAAUGGAGAAAAGUGAUGGAGGGGAUUUCCCUCCAAAAAGGUCACAACCGGAGGUGGUUUCUAUAGUCACCACUGCGCCCCCGCAACCAGCAUCCGUGGAGCUUCCGACAAAGAAGCUGGCAAGGCAGCUGGAUUUCACGAGUCCCAGCCAUGGGGGAGGCGAUGGCAGUUCUGCUGUGGGGAUAAUUCAGGAGCAUCAUGGGCGUAAUCAACAGCCUGUGGCGAAGCUUAGCCACUCCCCACGGCCACACUUGCAGCCACAGCUCAUUGUGAAGCCAAGCCACCCAUCCCGACCGCAAUUACAGAUACAACAACAUAUACUGUUGAUGUCUAUGCAGCAACCCCCUGUGCCGCCCCAUAUUCCUUCAAUGCGACCUAUGAAACCAGAAUCUCCAAGGGCACGUCCAAGGCAAAUCUCUGCUGAAGUGAAAGAAGGUACACCAAAGAAGCAAAAGCAAUGUAAUUGCAAACACUCUAGAUGCUUGAAAUUGUACUGUGAAUGCUUUGCAUCAGGCAUAUAUUGUGAUGGGUGCAACUGUGUAAACUGUUUCAAUAAUGUGGAAAAUGAAGCUGCUAGACGAGAAGCUGUUGAAUCUACUUUGGAACGCAAUCCACAUGCAUUUAGGCCUAAAAUUGGUAGCAGUCCCCAUGGAAUCCGGGAAAAUAGGGAGGAGGCUGGGGAUGGUUUGAUCUUGGGGAAGCAUAACAAGGGAUGCCACUGCAAAAAAUCAGGGUGCCUUAAAAAGUAUUGUGAAUGUUUCCAAGCUAACAUUCUAUGCUCAGAAAAUUGCAAAUGCAUGGACUGCAAAAAUUUUGAAGGAAGUGAAGAGAGGCAAGCUCUAUUCCAUGGAGAUCAUUCAAAUAACAUGUCAUAUCUGCAGCAGGCAGCAAAUGCUGCAAUAACUGGUGCUGUUGGGGCAUCUGGCUACGGAUCUCCUCCUGUUAGCAAGAGGAGGAAGGGGCAGGAGCACCCUUUUGCAACAACGAUGAAAAACCCAGUUCACACGUUUGGGCAGUUUCCGCAGACCAACCAUAUUAAACCUUGUAUACCAACCUCUUCAAUGCCUUCAAUUUCCAAUGCUCGUAUUGGCAGUUCAACCACAAUGGGACCUUCAAAAUUUACUUAUAGAUCUUUAUUAGCAGACAUGAUCCAACCAGUGGACGUGAAAGAGCUUUGCUCGGUUUUGGUUUAUUCUUCAAGGCAAGCUGCCAAACUGCUUGCAGAGGAUAAAAAUGCAAAUCAAAACCAAAGAGAAAGAUCUGUUGAUUCACUGUGUCAAGAAAAAAUAGAGAAUCAUACAAGUGUGGUGGGGUUGCCUAGCAAUUGUUCCAGUGGGAGUCUGGAUGGCAAAAGAGGUACAGACAAGCCCUGUUUGGAUACUGUUGAUGAGUCAACAGAAAGGCCAAUGUCUCCAGGAACUUUAGCAUUAAUGUGUGACGAGCAGAAUACUCUAUUUUCUGCAAGUUCUCCUAACGAAUCAACAAGCCUUUGCUGCAAAACAUCUUCCCAAUUGUCUCAUGGUAAAGCCAUGCCAGAAGCCUAUGCAGAGCAGGAGAAAAUCGUUUUGACAAAGUUCCGUGAUUGUCUCAAGAGACUGAUUACGCUGGGAGAUAUAAAAGAAACAAAAUGUUCCUCAAUGGCACGCGCUUCGGACUCGGCUCACCAACGAGGCACCAUAAUCAACGACUCUCAAAAGGAAGUUUAUUUCAAUGGUGUUGCUCCAUCUCCACAGAAAACAUCUCAACCACCGCCGGUAAGUUCUAUGGUUGGGAGUGUGAGUUCUCCCCUCCCUGUUCUUCCCCAAUCAGCUGAGAAUGGGGUUCAAAAACCAAAAUAAUGAAAGUUAAACUCCACUGUAUAGAGAUUUAGCAUGUGAUUUGGCCGAAACGGAUCGACCAUUCGUCAUGUAAUAUUAGGUAAUUGUUGAUUCUGAUUUCUUUUUUGGUGCAGCAGUAAUUAUUUGGGAAGAGCUAACAUACUUCAUAGGUUUUUUUAUCCAUUUUUUUCUAACACUAUUCCAUGGUAUAAUUUGAUUAAAAAAGUUGCCCAGUA
This is a messenger RNA of Cuscuta campestris, 2470 nucleotides long. Lineage: Eukaryota; Viridiplantae; Streptophyta; Magnoliopsida; Solanales; Convolvulaceae. The record is from the annotation of a GenBank genome assembly.